AAAUAUUCACAAGGUUCCAGAUGCCAAACCAGACAUUGCCGCAGGUCCAGAUAUUCUCGUCGCAAGCUAAACCGAAAGGGAAGAAAUGUUUGUCACUCCAUCUCGGCGUUGUAAUGUUGGCUUUGGAAUUGAUGAUGUCAACAACAGACAAGGAAACUUCUGCUUAGUGUUCAUCGUGCAUCUGAGGCAAGAGCAGGGCACGAGGGUGUGUGUGGGCAGAGAAGUGUAUCUCCGUAUGCCAAGCAACGCAGGUUGGUGCGUGGAUUGCAAAGAAAUAUCUUUCACCUCUUCUCUUCUCCGACAAGUACUUUCUUAUAUAACUUUCUUAUUACUCCUUCGUUCCCUCCUCAUACCGUCCUCUAGUACAAUAUACCCCACUCACCUCACCUCACCUCACCUCACCUCACUAGGAAGUGUCAACCACUGCAACUAUGUGGGGAGUAUCAUAUUGGGUCUUUCCAGUCAUCUCCGGGCUCUGCUGGCUCGGAAUGCUCAUGGGACUACUCAUCCACUGGUGUGCGACAGGAAAGCCGCACUAUCCAUGGAUGGACCAAGACCAAACCAUUGCCUACAUUUCCGACGUUGGAGCUGGAAAUCUUAAACCGCUAUUCAUUGCUGGCUCAGCGGUAACGACCAUUUUCCUCGACCUAUCAUUCCUCUCAGAACGAUGGCUUCGACACCGCGGUCGAUUGGCGAAGAACACCACCCGUACCGAGAAAGUGCUGGUUGUGUUAUCCUUGGUCUUCGCUGUCAUUGGAACGUGUGGCUUGAUCCUACUCAGUAUCUUUGACACGGCUCAAUACCCACGAGUUCACGAUGUCAUGCUCCUACUCUUCAUUGCUGGCUACGUUAUUUCCGCCAUCUUCAUCUGCUGGGAAUAUCAACGUCUAGGAAUCCAUUUCCGCCAACACCGUAUCCUCCGCGCCUCCUUCUGGAUCAAGCUAUUCUUCAUCCUCGUCGAAGUCUGUCUCGCCAUCGCCUUCGCAGCCACCAACUUCCGACAUGCGUAUAACGCCGCUGCGGUCUUAGAAUGGGCCAUCUCGUUCAUCUUCACCUUCUACGUCUUCUCGUUCUUCAUCGACUUACUACCCGCUGUCCAUACCAAACAUUCGCAGAGGAAGUUCGGGUCGGGAAUGGGAGAGACGGAGAUGCAGGUAGAGCAGAAUGAUGAUUUGAGUGCGGAGAGGGGCGCUGCGUAUGGUGGGGGAAGGAAUACGGUGGAUAGUCAAAGGACAUUGGCAGAAAAUAAUGUGAGGUCCGUUAAUGGAGUGAAGUAUGAGGGGCAGGCACCUGUGUCGAGUAAUUUCUAGAUAAGGAGAGGAGUGGAGGAGAGUGAGGGGUAAUAUGUGUGAAUAGGGAAGACUGUAUAUAUGGGCGUGGGUUUUGAAGAGCGGUUUUGCAUUGGAUUAUUGCUUUCAGCAUGGCGUUUGGGUCGAGGCAUAGCAUGGUAACGAAAGUAAUUAGAUGAUAUCCAACAAUGUGUUUCACUAAAGUAACUUCCUGGUUG
Mollisia scopiformis is the source of this 1507-nucleotide messenger RNA. RefSeq lists its product as uncharacterized. The record is from RefSeq and is a predicted model, not a curated record. The transcript is spliced from 3 exons. Lineage: Eukaryota; Fungi; Ascomycota; Leotiomycetes; Helotiales; Mollisiaceae. Gene Ontology annotation, cellular component: plasma membrane. The coding region runs from base 432 to 1310 and encodes 292 amino acids.